ACCCCGAGCUUCAUUUCCUUCCACUACAGACCGCAGGGGCUGACCCGCAGGGUCCCCGGGGACAUUCUGUACAGGCGCUGGUAACAAAGCCAUCACCGUGUGCCUUGAAGACCAAAGGUGCCCUGAUUUCCCCCAACAAGAAAAACAAGAAAGGCAUGUAACUUGAAUUUUGUACACAGAACAAAUAUUGUCCAGCACUCUUUGUGCUAUUUUUCCAAAUAUGAUUUGGGGAGUGAGCCAACAGAUAGGGAAGGAUAUUUGUUUUUGUUUUGGAGGUCAAAAAUAAUGCUUUGGAACUCCAUCAAACAAAUAGGAGGUCUGCGUAGACCGCAGCGUCACGGCACGCCGUGGGCCUUGCGUGUUCCCUGUGCUGUUGCCGCUGCUCCAAGCCUGGGAGAAUGCUUUUGAAACAAAUCAGGAAAUUACUUAUCAGACUGAAGCCCCAAAGGGUUAUGAGCUCGCCUUGCUGCCAAAGGGAUGGGGAUUUCAAGUGAAUGCUCCACAGCUGUUCACAGGCUCCAGCUGUUGGAAGGUCUUGCGAGCGAUGGAAGGAAGGAGCCCGCCGUGCCGAUGGAAGUGAACUUCUUCAGGCUCUUUUUCUCCCGGAGAUGAGUCUUUUGGCUCAGAGCCCAAGAUGUUUGUCUUGCUCUAUGUUACAAGUUUUGCCAUUUGUGCAAGUGGGCAACCUCGGGGUAAUCAGUUCAAAGGAGAGAACUACUCCCCGAAAUACAUCUGUAGUAUCCCCGGCUUACCUGGACCUCCAGGCCCCCCUGGAGCAAAUGGCUCCCCUGGGCCCCACGGUCGGAUCGGCCUUCCAGGAAGAGAUGGAAGAGACGGCAGAAAAGGAGAAAAAGGAGAAAAGGGGGCUGCAGGUUUAAGAGGCAAGACUGGACCUCUGGGCCUUGCCGGAGAGAAAGGAGACCAAGGGGAGACGGGGAAGAAAGGACCCAUGGGCCCAGAGGGAGAGAAAGGAGAAGUGGGUCCCGCUGGACCUCCUGGACCAAAGGGAGACAGAGGAGAACAAGGGGACCCAGGGCUGCCUGGAGUUUGUAGAUGUGGAAGCAUCGUGCUCAAAUCUGCCUUUUCCGUUGGCAUCACAACCAGCUACCCAGAAGAAAGGCUACCCAUCAUAUUUAACAAGGUCCUCUUCAACGAGGGAGAGCACUACAACCCCGCCACGGGGAAGUUCAUCUGUGCUUUCCCAGGGAUCUACUACUUUUCUUACGAUAUCACGUUGGCAAAUAAGCACCUGGCCAUUGGGCUGGUCCACAACGGGCAGUACCGGAUAAAGACCUUCGACGCCAACACAGGGAACCACGACGUGGCUUCGGGGUCCACAGUCAUCUAUCUGCAGCCGGAAGAUGAAGUCUGGCUGGAGAUCUUCUUCACCGACCAGAACGGCCUCUUCUCAGACCCGGGCUGGGCGGACAGCUUGUUCUCCGGAUUUCUACUGUACGUGGACACAGAUUACCUGGAUUCCCUAUCAGAAGACGACGAGCUGUGAUCAGGACAGCUGAGCGGGACAUUCCAAAACCCGUGGGGGACAUGCUUUUUGACUCAGUCUGGGGCCCUGGGAGGUGGCGAAACACAGAAGUGAAGUCCAAAGAGACUCCCACUCAGAUUCCAGAGCGUUUACAGCCAGCUCUAGCGGAGCCUAUUAAAAUAAGAUGAACCGCCAAACUGUGGAAAGCUAACCAAAAUGAAUUCUAUAAAACAAUAACCCAGGAUAUGAAUUCUCUUGAAAACAGUGUUUAUAAAUAUUUAAACAAAUGCAAGACAACGUUAAUAAAAUUUUUAUUAAAUUCCCUGAGUGAUAACACCACCUGGAAAUGAUAUUGCCUCAUUAAAUCUUCAUAAAAUUACAUGUUUGCCUGUUAGUUAAAAGAAUCAUAACAUCGCAGACGGUCUUUGAUAAUUCUCAAAAGGCUAUAUAGUUAGUCAGAGACCAAAGGUAAGCAGUGCUGAGUAAUUUGAAGCAAGUUAAAGUGAAGUCAUAGUUUCCUUUUUAGUUAUUUUUUCUUUCAUGCUUGGACGUGAAGUGCAGAGUUUAUUCUUGUACUGUUACUUAUUUAUUAAUUACUAUAUUUGAAAGCGGCUACAACUGUAAAUCUAAUUUUGCCCCACCUUGUAUAUUUAUUCAACAACUCUCUAGCUAAGCCUGCAGUGACCAGACAGACACUAUGGUGCUGGGUCAGAUGUAAUAAUGAGUUAAGACCAAGUCCCCACCUUCACACAGGCUUGCGUGUGAUGAUCCUAUUGUCACCACUCCAUGUGAGGAGCACCAAGGCAAACAGCAGACUGACUCCAUGAGAGCCAGAAAACGUGGAAAUACAUUAUGUGUGUCCAAGUGUGUGUCUCCAGAUAGAUGGAAGAUAUGCAAAGAAAAUAAGGCAUACAGUGGUGGCAUGCUUCCCACGCCAUCCUCAAAGCACCAUUGGUAUCUGCAAACAAGAAGGGGUGGAAACCGGGAGACAGAGGAGGCCUGGGAGGGGUAAUGGAAACAAAGAGAAGCAAGGACCUGAGCCCGGGUUCUCCCGAGCCCAUCAGCUUCACAGUUUGCCAAGACAAAUAUGUACCCUCUUAGCAUUCUCACAGAUAAGGGAAUUUCUUUACACUGUGGUAAGGACAUUGUGUCUUGGGGAUUUUCUAGGUUUUGAAUUCAGAUAAAGCAAAGUGUCCAGAGAUUUAUGAGGGAGCUGAUAGGAGGGGUGAGCAGGAGGGAGAGGGAGGGAGACCAGACGGCUGAGCAGAUAGCUGUCCCUCCCAAGUCUCUCACUGCCCUGGUCCCACACUCCCUUGUGUCGGCCCCGUGUUCCCCACUGCACCGCAGCCCCUCAGUGAGUCUCACCCGUGAUUCUGUCAUCUGCCACUCCCUUGGCUGACAGCAACAGCACUCCCUUAGUCUCUCCUUUUUGUAUCUUCCAACCCUCUGUCCAUGCAUUCCUCUCUCUGAUCUUCCAUUUAAUAAAUUUUUUAAUGCUUCUUA
Molecule: messenger RNA, 2986 nt
Organism: Phyllostomus discolor (pale spear-nosed bat)
Lineage: Eukaryota; Metazoa; Chordata; Mammalia; Chiroptera; Phyllostomidae
Gene: C1QTNF7
Product: C1q and TNF related 7
Exons: 3
Coding region: 635-1504 (289 amino acids)
Molecular function (GO): protein binding
Source: RefSeq, a predicted model, not a curated record